AAGCCCGGUCUCCGGGUAAGAUGGCAGCGGACGGACAGUGCUCGCUCCCCGCUUCAUGGCGGCCGGUGAUCCUCACCCACGUCGAAUAUCCUGCAGGUGAUCUCUCAGGCCACCUCCUUGCCUACCUGAGCCUCAGCCCUGUGUUUGUCAUUGUUGGAUUUGUGACCCUAAUCAUAUUCAAGCGGGAGCUACACACGAUCUCAUUUCUCGGGGGUCUGGGACUGAACGAGGGGGUUAACUGGCUCAUCAAACACGUCAUCCAGGAACCACGGCCCUGUGGAGGCCCCCACACGGCAGUGGGUACUAAGUACGGGAUGCCCUCCAGCCAUUCCCAGUUUAUGUGGUUCUUCUCUGUUUAUUCUUUCCUCUUCCUAUAUUUAAGAAUGCACCAAACGAAUAACGCCAGGUUCCUGGACUUGCUAUGGAGGCAUGUGCUCUCCCUGGGUCUCCUCACUGCAGCCUUUCUAGUCUCCUACAGCAGGGUCUACCUGCUGUACCACACCUGGAGCCAGGUGCUCUAUGGGGGCAUCGCCGGGAGCCUCAUGGCCAUCGCCUGGUUCAUCUUCACCCAGGAGGUCCUCACCCCGCUCUUCCCCAGGAUAGCAGCCUGGCCUAUCUCUGAGUUCUUCCUAAUCCGAGACACAAGCCUCAUUCCCAAUGUGCUCUGGUUUGAGUACACAGUAACCCGGGCAGAAGCCAGGAACAGACAGCGCAAAUUGGGGACAAAGCUACAAUGACUGGUGGGUGUGGCUGGGUCCAGCUUCCAGGUCUGGCCUGCACGAUGCCUUGCAGGUUGAAGGGAAUGACGGACAGAAGGUCGAAGCAAAGAUGUCUACAUACCCAAGUCACCAAGUGGAGCCUUUUUUUUUCUUGUUUUAAUUU
Molecule: messenger RNA, 882 nt
Organism: Chrysochloris asiatica (Cape golden mole)
Lineage: Eukaryota; Metazoa; Chordata; Mammalia; Afrosoricida; Chrysochloridae
Gene: DOLPP1
Product: dolichyldiphosphatase 1
Exons: 8
Coding region: 21-737 (238 amino acids)
Biological process (GO): lipid biosynthetic process; protein N-linked glycosylation
Cellular component (GO): intracellular membrane-bounded organelle; endoplasmic reticulum membrane
Molecular function (GO): dolichyldiphosphatase activity
Source: RefSeq, a predicted model, not a curated record